CUGUACUUUCAAUAGAAAAAAAAAUCCAAAUCGGUUCAGAAGCGGCGCGAAAAAAAACAUACAAGCAAAUCAAGAAUCUCCAUUUGGAAUUUUGAAGUCGGUUAUAAAACGGAACCCUUCAUUUCAUAGACAAGCUUUACUAAGUCGUCUAAAGUGCCCCAGUUACAGCCAAGACGGUGUUAUCUCUGUUAUAAUCUGGCAAUAAAUGCAGCUAAUGUAUAGUUAUAGGUAAUGAUAAUGUCUAGCUAAACAAUGAAACCAAAUAGAAUUAAGAUAAGCUAGUAGUAGACGCUUCUAUGCACAUCUGUUAACUGUGUUAUUAACCUUUUAGGUUAUUAUGGAAAUGAACGAUAGUGAUGUUUAAAAACUCAUUUUAACGAUAAUUACCUAAUUAAAGACAAUUGCAACAAAAAUAUUAUGAUAGAUAUCCAUCCCUCCAGCUAUUGCAGAUAUAUGUUUUUUUUUUCAAUCAGUCGUAGUUUAUGUGUGAAGCGAAUAAGUGCUAUACAAAAUGAAAAAUAUGUACUUUCGACAGUAUGUGGUGGUGUUCGCAAUAAACCUGAACUGCGUCAGCUUCGGUCUGGGCACCAGCUGGCCAUCUCCCGUGUUGGUGAAGCUAGCCAACGACACAGAAUCUGUACUCGGGAAACCUUUAGAGCAAGAUGAAGGAUCUUGGAUUGUUUCCACUUCUUUCCUUACUGGAUCAUUAGGGUAUGUGGUGACAUCUGGUUUGGUGGACGUUAUAGGUCGGAAGCCGUGCGUGAUCCUGUCGAGCGCCACCAGGAUGGCAGCAGCUCUCCUGUUCCUGUUCGCGAGGGACGUGUGGAUGCUCAUACUGGGCAGGGCCAUCGUCGGGCUUUCAGAAGGCAUCAUAUUGAGUGUAGUACCGGUUUACGCCUCGGAAAUCGCCAGCAAAGAAAUCCGUGGAGCUCUCGGAGUGAUGCUGCAGAUAUUUACUUCCAUUGGUUCUGUGAUCACGCUUAGCGUUGGACCCUUCAUCUCAUACUUCAAUUUGAAUCUCAUGUUCAUUCUGUUCACCUUCGUGACCAGCAUACCGACUAUAUUCUUACCUGACAGCCCGAUCUUCUUAUAUUCUAAAGGUAGAGAAGAGGAAUCCAAAAAAGUUCUAAUCUUCUUAAGAGGUUCCGAGCUCAACGCUAAUGAAGAACUAAAGGAAUACUCCACAAACAGAAAUGACGAAAAAUCAAGUCUGAUCACAAUUUUCCGUAAUAAAAUGUUUCAGAAAAGUCUUGGAAAGUCUGGAUUCCUUAUUAUCAUCAUCUACUUGAUUGGAUUCAACUGCGUCAUGACAUAUCUUCAGACGAUUUUGGACAUAACGCAAACAAACAUUAGGUCUGAAGUGGCGUCCGGCAUCAUCGGUGCCAUAAACGUUUUAGCAAGUUUUUCGACUCUGAUGACUACAGAUAGGUUUGGAAGAAAACCCAUUUUGAUAGGGAUGUUGCUUGGAAUGCUCAUGGGAAUGGUCGGUCUAGGGGUAUUCUUUAAGCUGACUGAAAUGGGUGCUGAAGUGUCCGGGAUAUUGAACUAUCUUCCACUCAUAUCUCUGCUUUUAACUGUGUUUUGCUACAGCGCUGGUCUCGGAUCCUUACUCUGGGUUGUAAUAGCGGAACUUUUCGACGAUCGUUCCCGUGGUAUCGGGAUGGCAACCACCCUCCUUAUAGGAAUCGUGCCCUCGUUCCUGACGCUGAGGUACUUCUCGCCUCUGAUAGACAUUUUCGGGCCGGCGCCGGUGUUCUGGGCGUCUGCUAUGUUCUGCGCCGUGCUAGCGAUGUUUGUGGCGCUUAGAUUACCGGAGACGAAAGGGAAGAGUUUUGCAGAGAUACAGCAUGCGUUGGGGAAUAGUUCUGUAGCUAAUCCCCAAACAUUUGAGCUGACGGCGAGGAUAGGAUAGGCGGCUGAACUAUAAUUAGGAUGUAUGCAGGGCCGAAUGAUGCGCCCGCAACCUGUUAUAACAUUUUGUACAACGAAUCGUGAAAAAAUAUGUCAUGUUCUUAAUUAUUACAAAUUUAUUAUUUAUUUUUUAAAAGUUAUUAUUUUUAUUUUUUCAAUUGUACAUCGAAUAAUUUAAAAUUAGGAAACUAUAGGUCUAUAACGAAAUCAAUCCAUAGCUAUUAGCUAAGUUGCUCAUAUGUUUAUUUUAAGACUGUUUGUUUCUCAAUAAAAAAAAAAAAAACUACUUACCAGGUUUAUUUUCCUUAUAUUUAUCAUUUCCUUCCGCCAUGAUAUAGGUAUAUUUGGUUUGAUUAUAUAUAUAUUUCUAGUGGCUAAUUCUAAGAGUAAAUUUAAUGUAGAACACCAAAAGUGAAAGUGUGAAGUGUUGUGGCAAUUAAACAUUUUUAUUUAUG
Molecule: messenger RNA, 2366 nt
Organism: Cydia pomonella (codling moth)
Lineage: Eukaryota; Metazoa; Arthropoda; Insecta; Lepidoptera; Tortricidae
Product: facilitated trehalose transporter Tret1-like
Exons: 1
Coding region: 512-1912 (466 amino acids)
Biological process (GO): transmembrane transport
Cellular component (GO): membrane
Molecular function (GO): transmembrane transporter activity
Source: RefSeq, a predicted model, not a curated record